Molecule: messenger RNA, 2313 nt
Organism: Oenanthe melanoleuca
Lineage: Eukaryota; Metazoa; Chordata; Aves; Passeriformes; Muscicapidae
Product: transcription factor COE4-like
Biological process (GO): regulation of transcription by RNA polymerase II
Molecular function (GO): DNA-binding transcription factor activity, RNA polymerase II-specific; RNA polymerase II cis-regulatory region sequence-specific DNA binding
Source: RefSeq, a predicted model, not a curated record
AUGGCCCGGGCCGGCGGGGCGGCGGCGGCGGCGGCGGCGGGGCGGCGGCAGCGAGCGCUGCUGCUGCUGAUGGUGCUGCUGCCCGAGCCGAGCCGCCGGGGCCGGGCCGGGGGGCGGCGGAGGCGGCGGGGAGAGGGCGGUGAUGGCGCUCCCGGGACCCCCGGGCCGCCCCCCGUUCGCCCAUUGCUGCUGUUGGUGCCGCUGCCGCCGCCGCCGCCGCCUCCUCCUCCUCCUCCUCCUCCUCCUCCUCCUCCUCCCCGCUCCGCCGCCGCCGCCGCCCGCCCGGAGGCGCUGCCCCGGGGGGGGGUCCCCAUGAAGGAGGAGCCGCUGAGCGCGGGGCUCCCCGCCGGCCGCUGGCUGCAGGGCACCGGGAUCCUGGACGCCAGCACGGCGGCGCAGAGCGGCGUGUCGCUGGCCCGCGCUCACUUCGAGAAGCAGCCGCCGGCCAACCUGCGCAAGUCCAACUUCUUCCACUUCGUGCUGGCCAUGUACGACCGGCAGGGGCAGCCCGUGGAGGUGGAGCGCACCUGCUUCAUCGACUUCGUGGAGAAGGAGCGGGAGCAGAACGGGGAGAAAACCAACAACGGGAUCCACUACCGGCUGCAGCUGCUCUACAGCAACGGGCUCCGCACCGAGCAGGAUUUGUACGUGCGCCUCAUCGACUCCAUGUCCAAGCAGGCCAUCAUUUACGAGGGGCAGGACAAGAACCCCGAGAUGUGCCGGGUGCUGCUGACCCACGAGAUCAUGUGCAGCCGCUGCUGUGACAAGAAGAGCUGCGGGAACCGCAACGAGACCCCCUCGGACCCCGUCAUCAUCGACAGGUUUUUCCUCAAGUUUUUCCUCAAAUGCAACCAGAACUGCCUGAAAAACGCCGGGAACCCGCGGGACAUGCGGCGCUUCCAGGUGGUGGUGUCCACCACGGUGCACGUGGACGGCCACGUCCUGGCCGUGUCCGACAACAUGUUCGUGCACAACAACUCCAAGCACGGGCGGCGGGCGCGGCGCCUCGACCCCUCCGAAGCAGCCACCCCCUGCAUCAAGGCCAUCAGCCCGAGCGAGGGCUGGACCACGGGCGGUGCCACCGUCAUCGUCAUCGGGGACAACUUCUUCGACGGGCUCCAGGUGCUGUUCGGCACGGUGCUGGUGUGGAGCGAGCUCAUCACCCCCCACGCCAUCCGCGUGCAGACCCCCCCCCGGCACAUCCCGGGGGUCGUGGAGGUGACGCUGUCCUACAAGGCCAAGCACUUCUGCAAGGGCGCGCCCGGGCGCUUCGUCUACACCGCCCUGAACGAGCCCACCAUCGAUUACGGGUUCCAGCGGCUGCAGAAGGUGAUCCCGCGGCACCCCGGGGACCCCGAGCGCCUGCCCAAGGAGGUGCUGCUGAAGCGCGCGGCCGACCUGGUGGAGGCGCUUUAUGGGGUCCCCCACAGCAGCCAGGACGUGCUGCUGAAGCGGGCGGCCGACGUGGCCGAGGCGCUGUACAGUGUCCCCAGGGGCCCCGCGCACGUCACUGUCCCCUCCUUCGGCGGGGGACAGCUCGGCCUGGCCAUGGGCGACUCCCCGCAGGGCUCCGAACAAGGGUUCUCGCGCAGCCCCGGGACGCCCCCGGCGCGGGGGUUCGGCCCCCCGGGCUCGGCCCCCCAGCAGGGCUUUGCCGGGGCCACCGGGGGCUUCGGCGGGGCCACCAUGGCCGGGCUGGGGGUCCCCGGGUCCCCCCCGAGCUUCCUGAACGGCUCCACGGCCACCUCCCCGUACGCCAUCCUGCCCGCCAGUCCCCCGCUGGGCGCCUCGUCCGUCACUGUCACCUCGGGCCCGGGCGCGGCCACCCCGCCCGGCGGCUUCUCCUUCUCGCCGGUGACGAUGAUCUCGGCCGUGAAGCAGAAAAGCGCCUUCGCGCCCGUGCUGCGGCCGCAGGGCUCGCCCCCGCCCGCCUGCGCCAGCGCCCUGCAAGACCCAGCUUUUGAGGACUCGGACAAAUUCCACGCUCCGGCGCGGCCGCUCCAGGGAUUGGCCUAUUCCUAAGGACGGCGUUUCCAGAGGGGCUCCGGAUCCCCCAUCCCGCCGGGACAGGAGCGGGGACAAGGACUGGGGACAUCCCUGUCCCCUGUGCCCACCCCUCCGAGCUGGGGUGGCGCCGGGGCGAGGGGACCCGGCCCCCCAUGUCCCCAUCCCGAGUGAUCCCAGCCUGGCUGAGGGGAAAUCCCAAAACGAGCCGAAAUUCCUGGGUUUGGCCUCGGGAAGAGCCGGAGAGAGCCGGGAAUUAGGGCAGAGGAGGGCGAGGGGUGGAGGCGCCGGGAUGGGCGGGAGGGUGAU